AUGUAUGGCAAAGGGUCACGGGAAGAUGGAAACCAAAGCUCCUUGGGGGAAUUCAUCCUGCUAGGUGUGUCUGACCGGCCGCAGUUGGAGCUGCUGCUCUUUGUGCUCAUCUUAAUCUCCUACACCAUAACCUUGCUUGGAAACACCACCAUCAUCCUGGUCUCAUUGCUAGAUCCUCAUCUCCACACGCCCAUGUAUUUCUUCCUCAGCAACCUCUCUUUCCUGGACCUGUGUUACACCACCAGUGUUGGCCCCCAGAUGCUGCUGAAUUUCCGCAGCAUGCACAAAUCCAUCUCUUGGGCUGGCUGCGUGGCCCAGCUCUACAUCUCCCUCUCUCUGGGUUUAACUGAGUGCCUCCUGCUGGCCAUCAUGGCCUAUGACCGCUAUGCCGCUGUCUGCCAGCCGCUGCGCUACACGGCCAUCAUGAGCCACCGCUUCUGCCUGCAGCUGGCGGCCACUGCUUGGUUGUGCAGCUUCGGCAACUCCAUGCUGCAUACAAUUCGCACCAUGAGGCUGCCCCGGUGUGGGCAGAACCAAAUUGAUAACCUCUUCUGCGAGAUACCAGCCCUGCUCAAACUGGCAUGUGUUGACACCUCUGCCAAUGAGGCCGAGGUCCUCGCCAGCUCAGUGAUUUUCCUGCUGGUCCCACUGGGCUUCAUCCUGAUGUCCUACGGCUACAUCGGUGCCGCUGUGCUGAAGAUUCGUUCAGCGAAAGGCAGGAUCAAGGCCUUCAACACCUGCACCUCCCACCUGGCCGUGGUGUCGCUAUUUUACGGCACAGGCAUUUCCAUGUAUCUACAGCCUCCAUCCAGCUACUCCCAGCACCGGGGCAAAAUAGUAUCCCUCUUCUACACAAUGGUGACCCCCAUGCUCAACCCCGUCAUCUACACGCUGAGGAACAAGGAGGUUCACGGAGCCCUGCAGAGGGCACUGAGGAGAAAUGUAACCGCCCAGGGGAUCUGA
Messenger RNA from Gopherus flavomarginatus (Mexican gopher tortoise), 963 nucleotides. Its product is annotated as olfactory receptor 2G3-like. Gene Ontology annotation, cellular component: membrane. Gene Ontology annotation, biological process: G protein-coupled receptor signaling pathway. Bases 1 to 963 code for a protein of 320 amino acids. Gene Ontology annotation, molecular function: G protein-coupled receptor activity; olfactory receptor activity. The record is from RefSeq and is a predicted model, not a curated record. NCBI's taxonomy places the organism in Eukaryota, Metazoa, Chordata, Testudines, Testudinidae. The transcript has a single exon.